This is a messenger RNA of Closterium sp. Naga37s-1, 2358 nucleotides long. Lineage: Eukaryota; Viridiplantae; Streptophyta; Zygnematophyceae; Desmidiales; Closteriaceae. The record is from the annotation of a GenBank genome assembly.
AUGCAGGUUAUUGUGCAACUACUCCGUAGCGUAAACUCGCGGCGAAAAUCGAAUCGCCCAAACGUGACCCCUCCCGUCGCCCUCGCUUUCCUUUCCCUCGCUUCCGCUCUCUGUCGCCCGCGUCGUCGCCAUCGCGACCGCAGCUCGUCGCGUUCGCGACCCCACCCCGUCGCCUCCGCUCCGCCCGUCGCCUCCGCUCAGCCCGUCGCCUUCACUCCCCCCCCUCCCCCCCCCUCUUCCGUUGCCUUCAUUUCCCCCUCCCGUCGCCUUCACUUCCCCCUCCCGUCGCCUUCACUUCCCCCUCCCGUCGCCUUCAUUUCCCCCUCCCGUCGCCUUCAUAUCCCCCUCCCGUCGCCCUCACUUCCUCUCCCGUUGCCUUCAUUUCCCCCUCCCGUCGCCUUCACUUCCCCCUCUCGUCGCCUUCAUUUCCCCCUCCCGUCGCCUUCAUAUCCCCCUCCCGUCGCCCUCACUUCCUCUCCCGUUGCCUUCAUUUCCCCCUCCCGUCGCCUUCACUUCCCCCUCUCGUCGCCUUCAUUUCCCCCUCCCGUCGCCUUCAUUUCCCCCUCCCGUCGCCUUCAUUUCCCCCUCCCGUCGCCUUCAUUUCCCCCUCCCGUCGCCUUCAUUUCCCCUCCCGUCGCCUUCAUUUCCCCCUCCCGUCGCCCUCAUUUCCCCCUCCCGUCGCCCUCACUUCCCCUUCCCGUCGCCUUCACUUCUCCCCUCCGAUGCCUUCGAUUCCCCCUCCCGUCGCCUUCCACGCCUGCCGCACUCGCUUUCCCGCCCGUCACCUUCACUUCCCCUCCCAUUGCCUUUCACUCUCUCCUGCUCCCUCUCUUUCCCCCUGCUCACUCUCUCCCCCCCCCACUCACUCUCUUUCCCCCUGCUCACUCGCUUCCCCCCGCCUCAUUCUCUUUCCCUCUGCUCACUCCUCUUUUUCUCACCCCGCUUUCCCCAUUCCUUCACGCUCUCUUUCUCUCUCUCCCCCCGUCGCCCUCCCUUCCACUCCUCGUUGCCCUUGCCAUCCCUCCCUUCUCCCUUCCCAUCUCGCACACUUGUCACGCCCCCUUUCCAACCCGCACAUACACCCUUCCCUUCUUCCCUGUUUCCCCGUAUCCCCGGCGCUGCUUCUCACCAUCCUCCGACUUGCUCCCCCCAUCCCCUUCCCUGCUUCCCCCUUCCCCUCCCCUGCCUCCCCCCAUCCCCUUCCCUGCUUCCCCCUUCCCCUCCCCUGCCUCCCCCCAUCCCCUUCCCUGCUUCCCCCCAUCCCCUUCCCUGCUCCCCCCCAUCCCCAUCCCUGCUUCCCCCCAUCUCCUUCCCUGCUUCCCCCCAUCUCCUUCCCUCCUUCCGCCUGUGCCCUCCCCUGCCUCCCCCCAUCCGCUUCCCUGCUUCCCCCCUUUCCCUUCACUGCUCCCCCUCAUCCCCUUCCCUGCUUCCCCCCAUCUCCUUCCCUGCUUCCCCCCAUCCCCUUCCCUCCUUCCCCCCAUCCCCUUCCCUGCUCCCCCUCAUCCCCAUCCCUGCUUCCCCCCAUCUCCUUCCCUGCUUCCCCCCAUCCCCUUCCCUCCUUCCCCCCAUCCCCUUCCCUGCUCCCCCUCAUCCCCAUCCCUGCUUCCCCCCAUCUCCUUCCCUGCUUCCCCCCAUCCCCUUCCCUCCUUCCGCCUGUGCCCUCCCCUGCCUCCCCCCAUCCCCUUCCCUGCUUCCCCCCUUCCCCUUCACUGCUCCCCCUCAUCCCCUUCCCUGCUUCCCCCCAUCUCCUUCCCUGCUUCCCCCCAUCCCCUUCCCUCCUUCCGCCUGUGCCCUCCCCUGCCUCCCCCCAUCCAUCCCCUUCCCUGCUUCCCCCCUUCCCCUUCCCUGCUCCCCCCCGUCCCCUUCCCUCCUUCCCCCCGUCCCCUACCCUGCCUCCCCCCAUCCCCUUCACUGCUUCUUCCCAACCCCUUCCCUGCUCCCCCCCAUCCCCUUCACUGCUUUCCCCCUUCCCCUUCCCUGCUUCCCCCCAUCUCCUUCCCUGCUUCCCCCAUCGUCUUCCCUGCUCACCCUUGCUCCCUCUGUUUCACUCUUGCUCCCUCUGUUUCACCCUUGCUCCCUCUGUUUCACCCUUGCUCCCUCUGUUUCACCCUUGCUCCCUCUGUUUCACCCUUGCUCCCUCUGUUUCACCCUUGCUCCCUCUGUUUCACCCUUGCUCCCUCUGUUUCACCCUUGCUCCCUCCCCUUCUUCUCUUCUCACUUUCCUCCCCCUUGCUCACUCUCUUUACUUCUGCUCACUCUGUUCCCCCUGCUUCCUCUCUUCCCCUCUGUUCAAUCUGUACAGGUGCCAAGCACCAGAUGUGGCUUUACCACGGCCUGGUUUUUUUGCUUGCAGUGUAG